UUUUUACAUCUGGGUUUGUUUUAAGGGAAGAGUCGCGGGUUUUUGGGCGGGAGGCGUCGGUGGAAUUGCUUGGUGUGAGGGGCGUCGGCGGGUUGUUGUGUUGCCGCAAAUAUUGACGCAAAUCAGGCAAGUUGUUCAAGCGUGGUCGCCGCCCCGCCCCGCCGCCCCGCCCCGCCAAUCAGCACGGGGCUGUCGCAGGGGGCGGGGCGAGCCGUGACGGAGGCCGCUGAUGGGUGUGCGGGCCUCGGAGGGGAGGAGCCGCGGCAAGUAAAAUGUUGAGCGGACAGGUAGACGGUGAUCAGUUUGGAGGCCGUGCGGGAAGGUCGUGUGUGUCCCCGAGUGUCCCGCCCAGUGACUCUUCCGUUCCGCUUCCUCCCGCACGACGCGACGCCCUGAUGGUCAACCUGGGCUGCGGCGGCUCCUUCCAGGCCGGCAACAGCAGCAUGGACUCCGGCGCGCCCCUCAAGCACUCCUUCUCCAUCAGCUCCCUGCUGUCCGAGGCCGUCCUCAGCACCGCCCCCGAGGACACAGCGGAGCAGCAGGCGCGAGACGACGACCUCAGCCUGCAGGACUUCGAGAUGGCGGCGGCAGUGGAUGACGAGGACGAGGACAUCGACGUGACCGGCGCCGGGAGUCCCGCGGCGGCUGCCAUGUCAGACUCUGAGCCCGAGGAGGCCGAGAAGGAGGACAAGGAGGCCAAGAAGAAGGAGGGUGAGGAGAAGAAGAAGCCCGAGAAGCCACACUUCAGCUACAACGCCCUCAUCAUGAUGGCGAUCAGGUCCUCGCCGGAGAAGAGGCUGACACUCAGCGGCAUCUACGAGUUCAUCAUGAAGAACUUCCCGUACUACCGCGAGAACAAGCAGGGCUGGCAGAACUCCAUCCGCCACAACCUGAGCCUCAACAAGUGCUUCGUCAAGGUGCCGCGGCACUACGACGACCCCGGCAAAGGCAACUACUGGAUGCUCGACCCCUCGGCGGACGACGUCUUCAUCGGCGGCACCACCGGCAAGCUGCGCCGCCGCUCCACCGCCGCCUCCAGGAACAGGCUCGCCGCCUUCAAGCAGUCGCUGCUCGGCAGGUUCGGAUGCUACUCCCCGCUGGGCCUGGCGCCGUACGCCGCGGCAGCUGCGGCCGCAGGCCUUGGGGGUCCGCUGGGCAGCCUGCCCGGGGCCCUCACCUCGGGCCUCGCCUCCUCCACGCUGUACCAACAGGCGUCGGCAGCGGCCGCGGCGGCGGCCCUUUACCGCAGCUACCCACCCACCUACUACCCCACCCUGCUGCACGCCAGCCACAUGGGCCCGGCGGCGCCCCCGCCAGGGCCCCCGCCACCCGCUGCCCUGCCCAAGGCUACCACCCUCAGUCCGCCACCUCAGCAGUCAUCCGCCUUUAGUGUGGACCACCUGCUGUCUGACGCCGCGCACCCCACGAGCGCGCCGCCGCGGGGCCUGCUGGUGGGCCUGGGCGGCCUGUCAUCCCACGCCCAGCAUGACGCCUACCGCAACUCCCUCCUGGCGCAGGUGAGCGAGGCGAACCGCCGCGCCGCCCUGCACCGGCCAGUCACAGUGGUGGGCGGCAGGCCCAGCUAACUCCCGCCGCCCGCCUCGCCGGGACACCCGCCUCCUGGCGACGCCCGUGCCCCGUCCACCCAUCCGCCCACCUCGAGUCGCCCCCACGCCCCGCCUCCCCCAGCCGGCAGUGCUCCUCCCCCGCCACGCUUCCCCCACUCCCCCGCCGCCGCGCCUGACUCCCCGAGGACCAGCAGGUGACUGACUUGGUG
Eriocheir sinensis (Chinese mitten crab) is the source of this 1777-nucleotide messenger RNA. RefSeq names its product fork head domain transcription factor slp1-like. NCBI's taxonomy places the organism in Eukaryota, Metazoa, Arthropoda, Malacostraca, Decapoda, Varunidae. The record is from RefSeq and is a predicted model, not a curated record. Gene Ontology annotation, cellular component: nucleus. The coding region runs from base 273 to 1586 and encodes 437 amino acids. Gene Ontology annotation, molecular function: sequence-specific double-stranded DNA binding; DNA-binding transcription factor activity. Gene Ontology annotation, biological process: regulation of transcription by RNA polymerase II. The transcript has a single exon.